Molecule: messenger RNA, 2197 nt
Organism: Mobula hypostoma (lesser devil ray)
Lineage: Eukaryota; Metazoa; Chordata; Chondrichthyes; Myliobatiformes; Myliobatidae
Gene: tmem88bl
Product: transmembrane protein 88
Exons: 2
Coding region: 69-617 (182 amino acids)
Cellular component (GO): plasma membrane
Molecular function (GO): PDZ domain binding
Source: RefSeq, a predicted model, not a curated record
CUGGGAACUGCAGCGAAAUCAAUUAACUGUGGAAACGCAAUCAGAAGGGAAAUAUCUGCAGCACUGAAAUGGCAGGGCAAGAAAUUGAGGACUUUGAUGUGGAUAGUGUGUCGGACACUGCCUGUAUGCUUAAUCAUGUCCACCCUCCACCAUACAGCAUUGAGGACCAACCUUGGCCACUGGAGGCACGCAGCGUGUGUGAGUGCUGGGGAUGGGCAUUACUGGUCACUGCCUUUAACUUUGUGCUCUUCCUCCUGAACCUUGCCCUCAUGGGCACCGUUUUUUGUAUCGUGCUGAUGCCCACUAUUGUGGUGGUGUACUUUGGGUUUCAGUGUCACUCCCGGGUUAUUCAUUCGGAUGCCUACUACUGUAAAACUGUCCUUGAUGAUAAGAGUUCCUCCGCCCUCAUCGUUCUUGGCUUUGUCCUUAUGUCUCCACUUAUUGUGAUCGCUAUGGUGACCUACUGCAGCGUGGCACGCCGCCUGCGCCUCUUCUUCUGCUUCGCAUCCUACUCCAGAGCCGUCUACAAGGGGUUGAAGUGGCCAGGGUACGACAGCCCCAGCUGCUGCUGCUGUCAUGGGAAAGAAUGGGAGAGCGGUUUGAAAGCUUGGGUCUGAAAGCCCUUUAAAUGAUCGGAACAUAUCACCGUCUGUUACUGCUUUCUGUAAUAAUCUUGUGUUCUGUCUUCUGUCUCUUGCAUUGUGAAGUAACUAACAAUAACAUCUUAAUAUUUAAACUCAAAGGUCAUUGCUGGAAUGUUUCUCGUCCUGAAAAGACAGAUCAAUAUUUUGGUUUGAUUCUUUUUAAUUCUGUUAUAUUAAUAGGAAAAUAUUUAUUCCAAACUCUUUAAAUGGGAUUUGUAACUCUAUGCAUUUUCAAUUAUUUUUCCCAGCUUUAUCUUUCUUUAAUCUAUUGAAUGGUUUGCACUCCGAUUUGCCUCUGUCGAUAGCAAUGUAUUAAAAAUCUUCCAUGGAACCACAUAAAAUGCCUGUGUAAACCUGUCAUACGUUUCCUGUUUGUAGUACCUCUUGCUGACGGAGGGUUUGAUUGCAGUGUACCAAGUUCACAUCGACAGCUUAGAACAGUCCCAAGGAAGGCAUUUAAUACACUUUAGAUAUUGUGUAUAGAUAUGCCUUGUAAAUGUGGAGUAUCAACAUCAUCUAAUAUCUGAAUAUGGCCAAGGGAAUUUACAAUAGAAAUAUUGGAAAUGAGAUAUGGACAUCUGUUUGUCAGGGUCCAAUUAUCUUGAUGUGAUGAACAAUUUGAUGACGUUGCAACAAUGCUUGUCCUAAGAGAACUAUGUGUAACAACAAGGGAGAUAUAAAUCCCAACAUGACAAAAUUCAUUAAACUAAAGGAAAGGAGGGAAAGAAGAGCAAAACGAAAUCAAAGAAUGAGAUGUGACAUAUCGAACAGAAACUAAAACAGUCAGUUGUCAGAAUUCACUACCACGUGUGCUUGUCUAAUUAAUAUAAUUUCAGAAGAGUCCGUGAAUAUUUUGACGCUCAUUAUCAUUCUUUAGAAAUGAUUACCAACAGCAGGUAACAAAAGCAGAUUGUGACAUGGGGUCAAAAGAGAGUGAAUCGUGACCAGAAUAAAAUGGGAAAAUGCACUAGGAAACAGGGUCUCAUGUUUAAACAGAUAUCACAGCCAACAAUUCAAAUGGAAGGAGAAUGCAGAGACUGAAGGGUGAAAGCAAAAUCGAAGAGAGCUUCAUCAAAAUCAAGAACAAAAUCAAGCAGACCUUCUUGAUAUGAUGCUGGCUAUGUUACCUGAAAAGCAGGCAAAAUCUUUGGAUGUUUUGGGGGUUAGAAUAUAUAGUGAAUAUUGACUUCAGCAACUAACCUUCAGAUCUGAAUAUGCAUUGCAGACGAAAUCUAAAAUGCAGCUCUGAACAAUGGGUUCUUAAGACAAUUGGAAGACACCACAGUUAAUUGGAAGACCAGACAACACUGAUUUAAAUUCAUUAUUUGUGUGUAUUUGGGUGUCUGUAGUACAGGUGCGAAGGAGGGAGGUGUGAAGUCAAUGUGCAAUUCAAAGGAAGCAUUGUAAAUAUGGAAUUGUCCUGAAUUUUCUUUGAUCAUUGGCACAUGAAAUGUCAUGAGGUGUUGGUUUGAGCAGACCGUCUUCCACUGAAAACGGUCUCAGUAUGAUGCCUGCUGUAUCUCAUUUUGUUGAAUAAAGAGGCUGCUUCAGGU